Molecule: messenger RNA, 2057 nt
Organism: Gossypium raimondii (Peruvian cotton)
Lineage: Eukaryota; Viridiplantae; Streptophyta; Magnoliopsida; Malvales; Malvaceae
Exons: 5
Coding region: 118-1674 (518 amino acids)
Biological process (GO): transport
Cellular component (GO): membrane; Golgi apparatus
Source: RefSeq, a predicted model, not a curated record
UUCCUUAAAGUCAUUUUGCUUCAAUCUCACCCACUCUUCUAUCCUUCGCCCCCUCAAAAUCGCCCGAUCUACUUUCCCUAAGGUCAGGGCUGAAGACUAGUCCCCCAAUUCAUCGCCAUGGAUUUCUCGUUUCGAAUAGCCAAUAAAUCCUUUGACUUUUUAAUCUUUGUUAUAUUAUCAACUCUAUUAACAACGAUCCACGCUUCAAUCCACAUCUACCAGAAUCAACUCUUCAAUGAGGUCGGCAAUGCUUACCUUCUUCCCGGCGGCAGCGAAGGACUCUACGCUUCUCUCUCCUCCGACGACUCCGCCACCGACGGCCGCUCUUUUAUUCGAUUUGAAAAUAUCACAUUUUGGAGGACUCAAGAUGCUGCAGAUGAACAAUCCGAGAUGGAACAUAGUACUGGGUUGAUACAGGCGGUGAUUUUCGAGGCUGCUGAUAGAAACAAUAUUGGUGGUUCAGCUUAUGGUGGACAAAGGUCGAUAUGUUGCACCCCUGACCUUGCUAAGCUAGAAGGUUGCAAGCAAGGUGAAGUCAUUAGGAUACCUUCGGCAACAGAGAUUAAUUGGCCAAUGGUUUUAAGUAUACAGUUCAAUGGGAAUGAUUUAUCGACACAAAUGAACAAUGCCGAGGUUCCCAUCAAGAAAACUGGGAUGCAUAAUUUGUUUUUUAUUGCAUGUGAUCCGAAACUCAAGGGAACAGUAAUGAGUGGAAAGACUGUAUGGAAGAAUCCUGAUGGUUAUUUGCCUGGCAGAAUGGCUCCAUUGAUGACGUUCUAUGUGUACAUGGCAAUUGCUUAUUUGUUGCUUAGUGCCAUUUGGUUCUCCCAAUACAUGAGGUUUUGGGAAGAUAUCCUUCAACUUCAGCAUUGCAUUGCCGCAGUCAUUGGUCUUGGCUUGUUUGAAAUGAUAUUGUGGUAUCUUGAUUAUUCUAAUUUUAACAAAACAGGAAUGAGACCUGUUGUAACUACAGCUUGGGUUGUAACAGUUGGAGCUAUAAAGAAAACACUUUCUCGACUUCUCAUACUUUCAGUUUCUAUGGGCUAUGGUGUCGUACGCCCAACUUUAGGUGGUCUUACCUCGAAGGUGCUUCUUAUUGGAGCUACGUAUUUUGUGGCAUCUGAAUUGCUUGACAUUACCGAGCACGUAGGGACCAUCAAUGACGUAUCAGGAAGAGCAAGACUCUUCCUAGGCCUUCCCGAUGCAUUCCUUGAUGCAUUCUUGAUAUUGUGGAUCUUUACAUCUCUUUCCAAAACACUAGAGCAGUUACAGGCAAAGAGAAUAUCAGUGAAGUUGGACAUCUAUAGGAAAUUCUCAAAUGCAUUAGCUGUGGCAGUGAUUGCUUCUGUUGCAUGGAUAACUUAUGAGAUAUACUUCAAAGCAACUGAUCCAUUCAAUGAGAGGUGGCAAAGUGCUUGGAUCAUCACAGCUUUCUGGGACAUACUUUCGUUUGCACUACUCUGUGUUAUUUGCUACCUUUGGGCACCAUCUCAAAGCUCCCAACGAUAUGCAUACUCGGAAGAUGUGGGGGAGGAAUUCGAUGAUGAAGAAGCUCAAUCUCUAACUAGGGGGCAAUCGAACGGCGAUGUGAGUUUAGUCAAGCAGGAGCAAAAGAAUGGAAAUGCUGGUAUCUCCGAUGAGGAAGAUGAAUCUGAAGAGGAUAAAAGGGAGUAAAAUCCAUCGCCGGAACAUGUUUUCUAUCAAACCAACUUUUGAGCGCAUCCCACGUGAAGAUAAGCGUGUUAUCCUCAGAGCAAUGGUUUUUCGAAUCUGAUAACUUAAUAUUUUGACUUAUGUCUAUGUCUUCUGCUGUAGGUAAGAGAGAACUAGUAGUUUACAUCAUAUUUUGUCCAUAUUUUGUAGUGUUCUUCAAUUGUACAUGUGAAAAAAGGGGGGCUUGGAUGGUCAAGCAUUCUAGUUUAGAGAAUAAAACAGGUAAAAAUUAAAACGGCAUCGUUAUAUCUCAUAUCUUGAUGCAUUUGUUUUGGUGUUGUAAUCUUUAAUGUUUUUUCUUUAUUGUAAAAUAUAUUAGGUGUAUGAUUUGAAAGUUUGCUUAA